CUAAUCUAAUAUGUACUUAUCAUUUCUGUGGUUUUUUUUUUCUUUUUAGGAAAAUAUUUAUGACCUGAUCUAAUUUGAACUUAAAGUUUAUGAAACAAGUUAAAAAAAAAUGAAUUAAAGUUACUUCAUACUUGUAUUUUUUUAUAUCAUACUUGUAUUUUUUUAUAAUUUUAUUUUUUUAUUUUUUUUGUUUGCAGAAAAUACUUGUUAACUUGUACUAUCAUGUUCAUAAUGACUUUAUUUGAAAAAAAAAAAAGUAAAACGGUGUCGCAUUACUGGGAGUGAGUAGACCCAAGGUGUGAGGUGUGACCUCGAUAAUCGCUCCAGCCAUAAUCAAAGAGAGGGGUUUUAGGAGAGAGAAAAUUGAACCAAAAAAAUAAAAAGCAAAAAAGCUUUAAAAUCGUGAGAAGUGUUAUGAUUAUGAAUUGGUCCGACCAAUUUGUUGCUUAAGAUUUCCUCUUCUCACUCUCUCUUCCUCUCUCUCUCCUACACAAUUUCUAAGAUCUCUCUUUAUGAACUUGAGCUUAAUUAAUGACAUUUCCCAUAAACCCAGAAAUUUUUAAUUAUAAAUCGUAUUAUAAUUGACAGAAAUCUGAGCUUUCUUUGAGAUGCGCGGUGCUUUUUCACCGCUUUUCUCUCUCCUCUUCAUUCAUCAUCUUCUUCAACAACAAUGGCUGAUGAUUCUCUUCUUUCUUUCAAGGAGAUUUUGGUGCACAGAAAGUCUCCACUGCUGUUGAGGUUGAUUGUAUUAGUGUUUGCUAUGGUAUGUGGAAUCUACAUUUGUUUUGUCUGUCUCAAGCAGUUUAGUGUUAGUACGAUUACUACCACCGGGUUUUUAAACGUUCAAGUGAGUGAUCGGCCGUGUCCUAGGCCUGAUCUUGAAGAUUGGGAGGUUCCUUAUGUGCAUUACCCUAAACCUGUUACUUAUAGCAGGGCGGAAUGUGCAUGCCAUCCGGUCCGGUACUUUGCUAUAUUGUCAACUCAAAGAUCAGGUAGUGGUUGGUUUGAGACCUUGCUGAAUAGUCACAUGAAUGUGAGCUCAAAUGGGGAGAUAUUCUCUGUAAAAGUUCGGAGAGCUAAUGCUUCGACUAUUGUGGAGACUCUUGACAAACUUUACAACUUGGAUUGGUUUAGUAGUGCUUCUAAGAAUGAGUGUACUGCUGCAGUUGGCUUGAAAUGGAUGCUAAAUCAAGGAUUAAUGCAGCAUCAUGAAGAUAUAGUUGAUUAUUUCACCAAAAAAGGUGUUUCUGUAAUUUUUCUCUUCAGAAGAAAUCUCUUGCGGCGAAUGGUAUCAAUUCUUGCAAAUACAUAUGACCGUGAUUUUAAGCUGUUAAAUGGGACACAUAAAUCCCAUGUCCACUCUCCCCAUGAGGCUGAGAUACUUGCAAGCUACAAACCUUACGUAAAUGCCACAACUUUGAUACCAGAGCUUAAGAAAGUCCAACAGAUGGCAGCCAAAGCGUUAGAGUACUUUAAUAGCACCAGACACACAUUGCUCUACUAUGAGGAUGUAGUGAAUAACCGCACUAAAUUAUUAGACGUUCAGGACUUUCUAAGGGUCCCUAGAACUAAUCUAACUAGUAGACAAGUGAAGAUACACAAGGGAUCCUUGUCAGAACAGGUCGCGAACUGGGAUGAUGUUCAAAGGACUCUUAACGGGACCGAGUUUGAAGGGUUCCUACAUGCUGAUUAUAGAUUGUAGACUUCUGCAUUUACAAAUGUAUAUAGCUUCAGUUUUUAAUCUCAUUUCUUCCCCUUCAUAGUUCAUUGCAAUGUCGGCAUGGGGGGCGACAAUUUUGGUAGCAGAAAAUUUGGUCAUCAGAAAUUUGCAGCUGCUUGACUCUAAUUUAAUGAUUCAUUUAUUCUUUUCUCUUGGUAGAUCCACUUUAAUGGAACACAAGUUUUGGCAUUC
Messenger RNA from Chenopodium quinoa (quinoa), 1912 nucleotides. Its product is annotated as nodulation protein H-like. The transcript is spliced from 6 exons. The record is from RefSeq and is a predicted model, not a curated record. The coding region runs from base 671 to 1702 and encodes 343 amino acids. Lineage: Eukaryota; Viridiplantae; Streptophyta; Magnoliopsida; Caryophyllales; Amaranthaceae.